Molecule: messenger RNA, 3673 nt
Organism: Chelonia mydas (Green sea turtle)
Lineage: Eukaryota; Metazoa; Chordata; Testudines; Cheloniidae
Gene: DEPDC4
Product: DEP domain containing 4
Exons: 9
Coding region: 1-1704 (567 amino acids)
Biological process (GO): intracellular signal transduction
Source: RefSeq, a predicted model, not a curated record
AUGGCGACCGAACCAGCGCCCGGGCCGCCAGCCCCCCGGCGCUCCCUCACUUCCGGCACGGAGCCAGGGCGGGGCCGGAAGUCACGGCGCGGGAGGCGGGACCGGAAGUGGCUGGCUAUGGCGGCGCAUUUGACUCCGCGGUUCAGGAGACUCCGCAGCCAGAGCGAGCUGAGCGCGCAGCGGCGGCAGCGGGGCGGAGGAAGCAGUGGUCCUUUUCAAGCAACUCGGUUAUGGAAUGGCAUUAUUCAUGCUCUUCAAAGCCAGGUGGAAAUAAAAAGAAGACGACAACAUCUAAAAACGUACAGAAACUGCUUUACUGGCUCCAAUGCUGUGGAUGUGGUGCUGGGCUAUCUUAUGCACAGUAUGUACUUAAGUAGUAAUGAUCUUUCUCGACUGAAGGGAGUCCGUCUGUGCCAGGCUCUGAUGGAUCACAAGGUUUUUGAACCAGUUGGACCAAAACUAUUCAAGAAUGAGAGAGAGCUAGAGUUUGAAGACACAAGUAAUAGUCUUUAUAGAUUUCUGGACAGCCAUAUUUCUCCUCUUUUAUUGAAACGGAAAGAAUAUAUUGAGAAUUUGUCCCCUGAGGAAAUACUUGAACUUAAGGCGAAAAAACUUUCACGAGCAAAAUGUGAAACAAUUUCAAAUCCCUUAGCACUAGAAGUUGCUGAUAAAAGGAUAGAGGAACUUCUACAAACUAUAAAUGUACAUCCAUCUUUACCUUUAAAGAACAUAGUUAAUGAACCAGUCUGUCUACUUUCAAAGAAAGUUAUAGAUGAUGUCUGGAAACAACAGACUCUGUUACGGCUACUGCAGUUAAUUGAUCUUCCAGUCCUGGAAAAUAUUUUGGAGUCUCCAAACAAGAGGAAAAAUGAUCAUCUUGGCAAAGAAGAAGAUCUGAUUAUCUCAAAUACUUUCCUUGACAGAGAGGUUACAUGCAGCCUAAAUUUGCCAGAGCUUGACAAAUGGCUUUGUGCAGCAAUUGAAUGCUUGGAGUAUUUUCCAGACCAGCUAAUAGUGAUGGUUGGUCAGCAGUUAUUUCAAAUCAGUAACGAACCAAGUCACUUGAAUAUGCACAAGAAGACACUUUUUGAUGUGAUAGCAAAAUAUUAUAAUCAAGUGAGGGACCCCCUUUUCAACAAUCAUGAUCUUGAUAUUCAUUCAGGAAUUGUUGAACUUAUAGAGAAUGGAAAAAUAGCACAAGCCCUGGAGGCAUCGCAGCUUUACUUAAGAUUACUAGUGCCGAACAUCCGAGAAGAACUGCGUAGGCUACUGAUGUUUAUGGUUGUUGCAUCAGAACCUGAGGGCUACACGUUACAAAAACAAUUUGAUAAUAGAUCAGUGGUCAUCAAGAUUUUUACCAAGGCCAUUUUACAAAAUAAAGGAUUGUCAAAAACACAGACUGAACUGCUAAUCCAGUUACUGAUGAAAAAUCAUACUGAACUCUUCAAGACCCCUUUAAUUCUGCUGGAACUAAUUGGCAAGAAACUUACAAGUUUGCUGGAAGGACAAGAUCCUGAUGCCAGUUCAGGCUUCACCUUUUGUCAGCAUUUGACUCCUGAAGAAUUUGAAGACCAAAAGCAACAAACAAGGCACCAUCUUCAAGAGUUGAUUCAAGAGAUGGACAGUAAUCCCACCAUUUCUCUGAAGCAGAAAAAGAAGCUAUUUAAAGAAUUCCAAAAGCAUCAUUCUGUAGCACUGUUGUAGUGAUUUUGAAACUGAAUGCGGUUUUGCACUGUAAUGAAAUGUUUAAAUGAGCCUCGUCAACUAUCGUUUUUAGAAUGCUGACAUAAUGCUUAUGAAAAGGACUCCUUUUCAUAAGCAUUAAUUGUUAAAGGGUUGUAUUUUUUUGAACAACCCCAAUAUUAGACAUUGUUUUUCUACAGUAGGUAAGCAUGCUGGGCCUCUAUUGCUGCUCUAAGUUUAAAGUCUGGUGACGUUUCCAUUGUGAAAACUGUCUGAGUUAAUAGUCUGACUGAAAUUCUGCAUUUAAAGCACUUUUACUCUGACUUAAGUUUGAGUUACUAAAUUUCUAAGUAUUUAAAAUUUAGUAUGUCUGUAGUUCAUAAAUUUAAUCUAGUUCUAGGACUUAUCUACACGGAGAGUUGGUGUGCAUACAGUGCAUUAGUUGGGGAGUAUGUCAAAGUGCACUAUGGAACUUUUAAUGCACCAUAGCAGCAUCCACAUGGAAAAUUAAUAUGCAGCAAUCUAGUGUGCUGUAUGUUCACAUCCUAGCUUGCCACAUGGACAAGCCUCAGGGAUCUAUAGGGCACAAAUAUAACUAAGUGUGUGCUGCAGAAAACGGACUUAUGUUGGUGUACACUAGAGCCCUGCACGGUACUUUUUUUUUUUUUUAAAUCCCACUCCCACCCACUCCCCCAUUGUUUCUUAUAUUUUUAUCCCACUCCCACCUUAGAACCCACAAGAGAGACAGAUUCCUCUAUUCUACAGGGGAAAAAACCUGUGAAAUAUAUUGCAUAAAAAAGUAUGGAAUUCAGCCACAAUUUUACCACCAAAAGAAUAACACAUCUUCCUUAAACCAUGUAAAAAAUACUUUAACUCCUGGUAUAAUAGACAUCAAAUCUUUCUAUCCCUCCCUUAAAUUUAAGUAUUAAAAGUUUUGAAGUGUUUUCUUGCAAAUUACCACAGUUAUGUGGAUUUUUGUUUUUUUUACCCACCCAGUCUCACCCACGACAAAGUUAUUAUGGCAGCGGAACCUAUGGGAUCCCAGUCCCACUGCAGGGCUCUGUUCUACACCAUAGAGACAGGGAUGGGCAGGUUUGUGUAGUAAAUGUCUGAUACAGAAAUGUUGGAUUCCGGAUUAUAGCUGUGUAUAGUAUGUUACCAUAAUGGUUCUUUGAGUAAUUCUUAAAUUAUAUUGUCCUAUUAAGACUUAAAUAAUUGCCUUAACUGAUAUAUUUAAAGUGUAUAUGUACCAGUUAAACACUUUAGUAUGAGGCAAUAACUCUUACCUGUGGAAAUGUCUUACACACCCUUAGUGUUAGAUUCCUGUUAAACUGAUGAAAAAUCUGAAGUAACUUUCUUCAGUUAUUUUAGUUUUGGCUAUGGCAGCUGAGUCCUUGGUAUUUGCUGCUUCAAACAUAGCCCGAGUUAUACCUUUUAUGCACAGCUUGUGCUUUGUAAAAUUCUGAUUUAAAAACUUGCAGAAUGUUGAAUAAAAGUUGAGGAGUAGAUUACUUUAUCUAUGAUGACCUCAGAAGUCUAUGGGGAGGAGGGAGAGCGUGUGAGGUAUAGCUUCAGUUCUUUAUCUUCUCUCUACCUUCUACUAUAAUGCUAUGAAACAUUAAUUUUUGGAAAAAAUAGGAUUUAGACACCAGCUUUGAAAUAUACAUUAUAAGAAUGGCUAAAAUUUAGAAAGAGACAGCCUAACAUCUUGGGCUGCAGCACAGCUGUUUUUGAGGAAAGUUUUGGAACUUGAGUAGAUUGCGUAUGUGCACUUUUAAAAAAAAUUUAUCCUUAAAUUGGUAGAUCUACUGGAAUGAUCUUGUAUUAGGAAUUUAAAAAUUAAGUGUCAAUGUAUUGCUGUUAUAAAGAAUUGUAUAAGAGGAUUGGGAAAAGAUCAGUAUUUUAUAUUAUGACUUAAAUUUCACAUUAAACAAGUUUUAAUGAUGUACGUACUUAAUACAAGUACAAAUAAACCUCUGUAAAUGACAAA